AUGGGGUGUAUUUUUUUAAAAUUGUCUUCUGUCCCUGUUAAUUCAGAGGAGGUAAACCCGUAUAGAAGCCACAUGAAGCAGAAAUUCCAAGUCCUGUGGGAGAAGGAGCCCUGCCUUCUGGUUCCUGAAGAUUUCUACAAAGAGACCACAAAGAGUGAGUACGAACAACUGAAUGCUGUCUACCUUGACACCCUCGAGCCUGGAGAGUUCUCACCCACUGUGGUCUUGCAUGGUCCUGAAGGGAUUGGAAAAACAACCUUUCUGAGAAAAGUGAUGCUGGAGUGGGCCAAGGGAAACCUAUGGAAGGACAGGUUCUCGUUUGUCUUCUUCCUCACGGGCCGUGAAAUGAAUGGUGUGACGGACAUGAGCCUGGUGGAGCUGCUCUCCAGGGACUGGCCUGAGUCUUCAGAGCCCAUUGAAGACAUCUUUUCCCAGCCAGAGAGAAUCCUCUUUAUCUUGGAUGGCAUGGAGGAACUGAAGUUUGACUUGGAUUGCAACACCGACCUCUGUGAAGACUGGGAGCAGCCACAUUCCUUGCAGGUUGUCCUGCGGAGCCUGCUGCAGAAACAGAUGCUCCCAGAAUGCUCUCUGCUCCUUGCACUCAGCAAGAUGGGGAUGAAGAAAAACCACUAUUUGUUGAAGCACAUUAAAUGCAUCUUUCUCUUGGGGUUCUCUGAGCGCCAAAGGAAGCUGUAUUUCUCCCAUUACUUCCGGGAGAAGGGUGCAUCCUCGAGAGCCUUCAGUUUUGUGAGGAAGAGGAGCUCACUCUUCAUCUUGUGCCAGAGCCCCUUUCUCUGUUGGCUAGUCUGUACUGGCUUGAAGUGUCAGCUGGAGAAGGGAGAAGACCUGGAGCUGGACUCUGAAACCAUCACUGCUUUGUACGUGUCUUUCUUCAUGAAAGUAUUCAAAUCAGGAAGUGAGACCUGUCCGUUGAAGCAGAGAAGAGCCUGUCUGAAAAGCCUGUGUACCUUGGCUGCCGAGGGUAUGUGGACUCGCACGUUCCUGUUUUGCCCCGGGGACCUCAGGAGGAAUGGGGUGUCCGAAUCGGACACCUCGAUGUGGUUAGAUAUGAAACUUCUUCACAGGAGUGGUGACUGCCUUGCCUUCAUCCAUACCUGUAUCCAAGAAUUUUGCGCAGCCAUGUUCUACAUGUUCAAACGACCCAAGGACCCACCUCACUCGGUCAUUGGAAAUGUGACCCAGCUCAUCACCAGGGCCGUGAGCGAACACUGCUCCCACCUGUCCUGGACAGCGGUAUUCCUGUUUGUGUUCUCAACGGGAAGGAUGACCCACAGGCUGGAGACGUCCUUCGGUUUUCCACUGUCCAAAGGGAUAAAGCAGGAAAUAACGCAAAGCCUUGACACUUUAAGUCAGUGUGACCCCAAUAAUGUCAUGAUGAGUUUCCAGGCAUUGUUCAAUUGUUUGUUUGAGACCCAGGACCCAGAAUUUGUAGCCCAAGUGGUGAAUUUCUUCAAAGACAUUGACAUUUAUAUUGGUACCAAAGAGGAGCUGAUAAUAUGUGCAGCCUGUCUGCGACAUUGCCAUAGUCUGCAGAAAUUUCACCUGUGUAUGGAACAUGUCUUCCCAGAUGAGUCUGGAUACAUUUCAAACACCAUUGAGAAGCUCACCCUCUGGCGGGAUCUGUGCUCAGCAUUCACCGCCAGUGAGGACUUCGAGAUGCUAAAUCUGGAGAACUGUCAGUUCGACGAGCCCUCUCUGGCUGUUCUCUGCAGGACGCUGUCUCAACCUGUCUGUAAACUCCGCAAGUUCGUGUGUAACUUUGCUUCGAAUCUGGCAAAUAGCCUAGAAUUCUUUAAGGCCAUUCUUCAUAACCCUCAUUUGAAAUACCUGAACCUCUAUGGCAGCAGCCUCUCCCAUAUGGAUGCCAGGAAGCUGUGCGAGGCGCUGAAACACCCAAUGUGCAACAUAGAAGAACUCAUGCUGGGGAAGUGUGACAUCACGGGUAAAGCCUGCAAAGACAUCGCCUCUGUUCUCGUCCACAACAAGAAGCUGAAGCUUCUCUCCUUGUCAGAGAACGCCCUGAAGGACGAUGGGGUGCGGGUGCUGUGUGAGGCCUUGAAGAGCCCAGACUGUGCCCUGGAGGCGCUGCUGUUGAUGAAUUGCUACUUCACUUCUGUUUGCUGUGUGGACAUCGCUACUGUUCUUAUCCAUAAUGAAAAACUAAAAACCCUGAAACUAGGGAACAAUAAGAUAUACGAUGCUGGUGCCAAACAGAUAUGUAAAGCUUUGAAGCAUCCUAAGUGUAAAUUAGAGAACCUUGGGCUGGAGACCUGCGAGCUCAGCCCUGCCUCUUGUGAGGACCUGGCCUCGGCUCUCACUGCCUGCAAAUCGCUGACUUGCGUGAACCUGGAAUGGAUCAGCCUGGACUAUGAUGGGGCGGCGGUGCUGUGUGAAGCCUUGGUCAGUCCGGAGUGUAGCCUGCAAGUGCUCGGCCUGGACAAAUCUUCAUAUGAUGAGGAGAUUAAGAUGAUGCUGACGCAGGUGGAAGAGAUGAACCCCAACCUCAUCAUUUCACACCAUCUCUGGACCAAUGACGAGGCCAGACUCAGGGGUGUACCUGUCAGACAAGGGCACGUCCUGGAGUAAUCUUCUCACCAAUGUCCCACCUGGUCACCUUGGCAUCUCCCCUCCUGACACAUCCUGUCCUAUAAAUGGUUCAUCAGAGCCGGUUGAUGAUUUUGGAGCUCUUCCUUCACAGUGUUCUAGUGAUUCGACUGUGG
This is a messenger RNA of Odocoileus virginianus texanus, 2741 nucleotides long. NCBI's taxonomy places the organism in Eukaryota, Metazoa, Chordata, Mammalia, Artiodactyla, Cervidae. The record is from RefSeq and is a predicted model, not a curated record.